This is a messenger RNA of Meloidogyne enterolobii, 691 nucleotides long. Lineage: Eukaryota; Metazoa; Nematoda; Chromadorea; Rhabditida; Meloidogynidae. The record is from the annotation of a GenBank genome assembly.
AUGCUCAAAGCAGUUUUUGUAACCUUAACAUGUAUGGCUUUAAUAUGUUUUUUCGUCAUUCCCACAUUACGAUGUACAACAAUUGCUACUUUUUCUGUUCUUUCAAUUUCUUAUACAUUGUUGGGCACACUUGGUUGGUGUGGUCAAGACAUUGACCCCGUUACAAUGAUCAAUUUAUUAAUGGCUAUUGGUCUUUCAGUUGAUUUCUCAGCUCACAUUUGUUAUCAUUUUGAUAUUUUACAAGAAAAACAAAAAGAAAUUCAAACAGAAUCUCCAAUAAAAAAUAUUAAAAUUUUUGAACAAAAAGAAAUUGAAAAAAGGAUAGAACAAAUACUUGAAGUUGUUGGUAGGCCUAUGCUUGAGGCUGUUAUCUCAACAAUAAUUUGUAUUUUACCGCUUUUCUUUAUCUCAAUUGAAAUUAUUGCUUCGUUUGCUAGAACUGUUUUAUUUUUAGGAAUUAUUGGCACAAUUCAUGGUCUAUUUAUUGUACCAGUUUUACUAACAUUACAAAUAAAUGGGUUGAAAAGGAAAAAGGCUGCUGGAUUUACUAAAGGAAAUUUAUAAGUUUUUAAAAUACAUAUGUGCAUAGAUUGUUAAAUAAUAUUUUAAAAAUAGUUUUUUUGAAAUCUCGUUUUUUGACAUUUUCUUUAUUUUUAAUUACCCUUUUUAUUUUUAAUUACCCUUUCAUCAC